AUGCGCCACAAAAUAUUAAUUAUCGUGUUGAUAUCUCUUUUGUGCUGUGAGUUUUCGGAAGAACUGAAUGAAAUCAAGACUAAAGAGGAUACUAAGGAUAAGAAUAAUGAGAACAAUAAGAAAAAUGUUGUCUCUAGCGCGGAGGUUUCAGUUGCAGCAGAUGGUAUUAAAAUAGUUGCAGCUCCUGAUUUAUCAAAAGAACAACCGAAAGCAGAUGAAUCACAUGUGACUGAAGAAGCUAGUGAUGCUGCUGAUUUACUUAUGCUUAAGCAGGCCAAAUGGCUUCAAAAGAUGUUUCAAGAGAUUGAUAGUCUUAAAUUUGCCCUUGUUCAAGAUAAUUAUGAUGCUGACUUGGAAGAAGAAGAAGAUAUACCUCCAUUACCAGAAGAGCUUCAAAAAGAACCAGAAUUGACUCCUGAACAAUUGGAAGCAAAAAAUACUUUUGAAAAAGCAAAGGCAAUGUUAAAUAAAACUAAACCAAAUAAACAAAAAGCUUAUGAAAUAAUGGAAGAAGCAGCUAAAAAAGAUAAUUUAGAUGCCAAAGCAUACAUUGCUUGGGCUAUGCUCUUUGGAAAUCCUUUAUCUCAAAAUAUAGAUGCAGCUAGAGAUAUAUUUACUGAAUUAACUAAAACUGGACAUCCAGAAGGGCAUAUGGGUUUAGGGUUUCUUUAUGCUACUGGGUUGUCAGUAAAUGUAAGUCAAGCGAGAGCUCUGGUACACUAUACUUUUGCUGCAGUUGGGGGCAAUACUUGGGCACAAAUGGUGAUGGGUUACAGAUACUGGUCAGGAGUCACUGUCGCACCUAGUUGUGAAAAAGCUCUAGAUUUUUAUCGUUUGGUUGCUGAAAAAGUUGCACAGGGUGUAACUUUCGGUGGUGGAACAGGGGUCCAGAGAGUGAGACUACUUGAUGAAGCUGAAAAUGGUUACACAACAGGCAUAAUCGAUAACGAUUUAAUUGAAUACUAUCAACUGCUAGCUGAGAAAGGUGACAUACAAGCGCAGGUGGGUUUAGGGCAAUUGCACUAUCAAGGGGGUAGAGGAGUGGACUUGGAUUACCAGAAAGCUCUGCAUUAUUUUACUGAAGCGGCAAACAGCGGGAAUGCUAUAGCUAUGGCUUACUUAGGAAAGAUUUAUUAUGAUGGUAGUGAUGACAUUCCUCAAGAUGAUGAAAUUGCAUUGAAAUAUUUCAAAAAGGCAGCAGAUUUAAAUAAUCCAGUUGGGCAGAGUGGUUUGGGUCUUAUGUAUCUUCAAGGAAGAGGUGUCGAGAAAGAUUACAUUAAAGCGCACAAGUAUUUCCUCGCAGCCGCCGAUCAGGGCUGGGUAGAUGGGCAAUUACAAUUAGGAAACAUGUAUUUUCAGGGUUUAGGAUUUAAAAGGGACUACAAAAUAGCCAACAAAUAUUUCUCUUUGGCUUCUCAAUCCGGUCACGUUUUGGCCUAUUACAACUUAGCUCAAAUGCAUGCCCAGGGUUUGGGGAUGAUGCGCUCCUGUCCUACUGCUGUGGAAUUGUUUAAAAAUGUCGCUGAACGUGGACGAUGGGGUGAAAUAUUAAUGCAGGCUCAUAAAGAUUAUAGACAAGGAAAGAACGAUGAGUCAUUUGUUCAGUAUGCUCUUUUGGCUGAAUUGGGAUACGAGGUUGCUCAGAGCAACGCAGCCUUCCUGCUAGACAAGAACGAAGUUCCAGCAUUUAAUACAAACGAAGCGUUAGUGAGGGCUCUUCUUUACUGGGGGCGAGCGGCAGCCCAAGGAUACUCAGCAGCUCAGGUAAAACUCGGAGAUUAUCAUUAUUACGGUCUCGGGACUCCUGUGGAUUUCGAAACUGCCGCAUCUCACUAUCGACUUGCUUCCGAGCAGCAACAUAACGCCCAGGCCAUGUUUAAUCUAGGUUAUAUGCACGAGCAAGGCCUAGGCAUGGCCCGCGAUAUUCAUUUGGCAAAACGGUGCUACGAUCUCGCAGCUGAAACCAGUGCAGAAGCUAAAGUUCCGGUAGCGUUAGCGUUACUGAAACUCAACCUCGUCUUUGGAGUUGAAACAUUAAAGGAGAGCCCGUUAUCAUCCUUGGCUCUCUUUGAGAAAGUUUUGGGUUCAAAUUGGGAUUUAUACUUAGUUACAACAUUAACAUGUAUGUUGGGUGCAAUCGUGUAUUUCCGCAGACCCGGAGGCAUCUUACAACCCUAAGACUUUACCACAGUGGUCCCUCUUUAUAUCCUGGUGGAGGAUACAUACUGGCGUCAAAAAACUUUACACCCAUCUUUUUAAUUUGUUUUAUUGGAACAUAAAUUGUUCCAUCGUCAUCUUGUAAAGUAGUAAUUGGAUUUCCAAAAACAUCAACAAGGGAUGGGCCUUCUGAGG
Molecule: messenger RNA, 2352 nt
Organism: Agrilus planipennis (emerald ash borer)
Lineage: Eukaryota; Metazoa; Arthropoda; Insecta; Coleoptera; Buprestidae
Gene: Hrd3
Product: protein sel-1 homolog 1
Exons: 11
Coding region: 1-2178 (725 amino acids)
Biological process (GO): ERAD pathway
Cellular component (GO): endoplasmic reticulum membrane
Molecular function (GO): protein binding
Source: RefSeq, a predicted model, not a curated record